AUGAAAGGUAUUUCAAAGAUCAUUUCGGCUUCUAUAAUCCUAAUGAGGCUAGGCUCCUCAAGGGCUGAUCCUUGCGUUAACAAUCAAUUUAAUCAAAUGCCUGUGAUAAUGCCAUCUCAGGUCCUGAUUCCUGGAAAUCCAAACAAUGGACUAUAUAAUUGUUCAGGCAAUACGCCUCAGGUGUUCUACCCAACUACAAAUGGAGUACCAACUGCGCCAGGCACUACAACACCGCCCACUAGGUGUGAGGUCUCUGUUGUAAAGAAUUGUGAAGGUGCUGAAGAAACACCAAAUGAACCUGAGACAGUAAUAACGACUCCGCCUCCAGUGACUACGACACUUCCUUCAGAGGUAAUCACUGUACAGACAGUAGCUCCUCCAGCAUUAUCUACGCCACCACCAUCUACUCAGACACCCACAGUUGUUGGUGUUCCAGUAGUUGGACCGAAUGGAGAGCAAGGAGUUGUUGGCAUGCCUGCAGUAAUGGAUUGCAGUUAUCAUUUAACUCCGGGUGUGCCAGUAGCUCCGGGCAUGCCAGGUGUACCACUAACACCAUGCAAUAACAUAACGGGAGGAAAUAAUGUUCCAGUAACACCAACUGUACCGAUAACACCAAGCGCUCCAGUAAUGCCAGGUGUACCAACUGUACCUAUAACACCAAGCGUUCCAGUAGUGCCAGGUGCACCAACUGUACCGAUAACACCAGGUGUUCCAGCAGUGCCAGGUGCACCAGUAAUUACAAUUCCAGCAAAUUAUUGUAAUGCUUUAACAGGAGGGAUUCCAGUAAAUACACUUCCAGGUGCACCAAUAACUCUAUGCAAUAACAUAACAGGAGGAAAUAAUGUUCCAGUGACUCCAGGAAUGCCGAUAACGCCAGGGAUGCCGGUGACUACACUUCCAGGUGCACCAAUAACGCCAGGGAUGCCGGUGACUACACUUCCAGGUGCACCAAUAACGCCAUGCAAUAGCAUGUCUGUAACAACUUUACCAAACCCUUCAAUUGGUAAUAAUUCAUAUUUCUCAGAGUCUGAGCUACUUGGAAUCGGAAUGUCUUGCGUUAAUCUUGGAGAAGUAGGUAAAACAGGAGUUGCCGGAAAUCUGGGAGCUAAUGGAUGUCCUUAUAAUGUAUCUCCAAGUACGAAUGUGAAUGUUCCUGGAAUUGGCCCUCAAGUUUCCAUAGGAUCAUGCGGACUAAAAACUCCGAGAAUCAUAAUUAAUGAUCAAGAGUUUCCUGCUUCACCAGCAUUUGUGCAACAGAUGAAAGAUUGCCCUGUGAGUAGUUUAUGCGGUGAAAAUUCAUCAUGCGGUAUGGAAGCGUCUGGCUGCCAAUCCAGUUGCCAAGCCACCACAGGCUGCUCAAGCUCUCAAUAA
This is a messenger RNA of Ordospora colligata OC4, 1371 nucleotides long. Its product is annotated as polar tube protein 1. Lineage: Eukaryota; Fungi; Microsporidia; Ordosporidae. The record is from RefSeq and is a predicted model, not a curated record. The coding region runs from base 1 to 1371 and encodes 456 amino acids. The transcript has a single exon.